CCCCGGACCCCCGCGCGAGAUGGCCGCGGCGGAGAAGAAGGGCCUGCACAAGUUCUUCCACCUGCGGUCGACGCUGUCCACCACCAACAUGUUCCUCUUCGACGCGGACGGCAAGCUCAAGCGGUACGAUACGCCAGAGGACAUCUUGCGCGAGUUCGCACCCGUGAGGCUCGCGCUCUACCAGUCGCGGAAGGAUCACAUGGUCGCCCGCCUGGCUCGCGAGGUGGCGCUGCUGCACGACAGGGCGCGCUUCGUGCGCCUGGUGGUGGAGGGGCAGCUGCAGGUGGAGUCGAAGGCCUCCGCGAAGGUUUGCGCCGACAUGCGCCGCUUCGGCCUGCGCACGAAGCAGGAGAUCGAGGGCGGCGACGUGGCGGUGACCGCCCUGGAGCCGGAGGCGUCGAGCCCCGCCGCGAAGAGGCCGCGCAGGGUCCACGUGCUGACCGAGGGGGCCGAGGCGGCUCACUUGGCCGGCCCGUCUGGCUACGGGUGGCUGCUGAGGGCCAAGAUGUGGCUCCUGACGGAGGAGCGCCUGGCGGAGCUGGUGAGGCAGUUCCACGCGAAGCUGGCCGCGCUGGAGGAGCUGCGCGGGACGACCACGGCGCAGCUCUGGGAGCGCGACCUGACCUCGCUGGAGCAGGCCAUGGACGCGAGGGAUGCCGAGGACAGGAAGGACGAGAAGGAUCUCCGCUGAGCACGGGCAUUGCGCGGGGAUUGCCACGCGUCCCUCGCCGAUUCCUCUUCGC
Prorocentrum cordatum is the source of this 743-nucleotide messenger RNA. Lineage: Eukaryota; Dinophyceae; Prorocentrales; Prorocentraceae. The record is from the annotation of a GenBank genome assembly.